GUGUUAUAACUUCACACGAAAGUGGUUUAUUAGCAUACGACACGCAUACAGGUAGUCGCACAAGUCAGUGCUCAUGAUGAAGCGUGUGGAGACUAUGCCCGCUGUGGGUCAACCCCCACAGUCCAGUAAAAACCAGACCCAGGCUAUAGAACGCAAACGCACACAGCACCAGCUGAUGUUCCUUAUAGACGGCAGCGGUGCCAUGUCUGGUACACAUCACACCUUCUGCACACGCUAUGUAACCGCUAUUAUACAGCACUUUAAAGCUCUGAGCGACAUGGAUACGUCGUGUGCGAUGGUUGUGUAUAGAGAUUAUUGCGCGCAGCAACCCGUGGAGAUGAUGCCGUUCACGACAUCGCAGCACAGGGCCCUCUCGUGGUACAAAGGCAUAGACUUCUACGGAGGCUUUCAGUGUCUGGCGUUCAGCGACGGCUUGGCGCUGGCUCUGCAAACACUGGAUAGUAAUAGCACGGAUACAAACACAACACAGUAUUGCUUUGUACUGGCGAACAACGCAUUCCCGGUGGCACCUGUCAACUUUGUUGCAAGGUACAAGGACAAGACAUACAUUGACUUGGCCAACGGUAUGUGA
Sphaeroforma arctica JP610 is the source of this 592-nucleotide messenger RNA. RefSeq lists its product as hypothetical. The transcript has a single exon. Lineage: Eukaryota; Ichthyosporea; Ichthyophonida. Bases 74 to 592 code for a protein of 172 amino acids. The record is from RefSeq and is a predicted model, not a curated record.